Candidula unifasciata is the source of this 1169-nucleotide messenger RNA. Lineage: Eukaryota; Metazoa; Mollusca; Gastropoda; Stylommatophora; Geomitridae. The record is from the annotation of a GenBank genome assembly.
GCCAUGCUUAUAAGACGUGUACAUUGAAUGCCACCUGGUACAUGAACUCUAGAUCAAAUAAAGAGUGGACAGAUUACACUGACUGCUUUAGUAAAGAGCAUUUCUACAGACUGCAUACGGCCGUGAUUGCCUGCAGCGCGGUAACCAUUGCUUUCCUGCUGCCCGCCUGUGUCAUCUUUCUUUAUUACAGGCCUCUGCGGCAACAACAUAGAAUCAGAUUACAUCUCUGCCUAAUGGCUUCGUCUUUUCUAACAUCAGUCUGCUCGUUACUAUGGGAAAUUCUCGUUUUCAAACAGAGUUUAGAGUCAAGCAAACGUAUUCACGACAAAGCUUUUAACUCGAUUGGUUGCCGUUUGCUGAUUCUGUUCAUACGAUACGCUGAACAAGCCUCCUUCAUGUGGAUGUUCAUGGAAGGAUUUCAUCUACAUCGUCUGCUUGUUCGUGCUUUUUCAGUACCCAAGACACUGUUCCCAUACUACAUUUUCGGUUUUGGGUUCCCAGUGUUGCCAGUAGGUCUCUACGCUAUUAUCCGAGGGAUUCACGAGAAUCUCAAUAAAAAUUGCUGGAUCGAACGAGCCGAAGGAUACGAAUGGAUACUUGCGGUACCCAGCCUUGUUGUUCUCGCUGCCAAUGUCAUAUUUCUACUGAGAAUUGUCUAUAUCAUGGUCAGGCAGCUAGAACCACAUCCAAACGAACCAAGUAACUUCAGACGGGCUGUGAAAGCUGUAGUGGUGCUCGUUCCUGUAUUCGGCAUUCAGUUUCUAUUCUUCAUAUACCGACCUGAAGUGACAAGUGAAUUUCACCAAGUGUAUGAACUGCUUAGUAAGAUAUUCUCAGGCUUGCAGGGAUCGUUCGUAGCUGUGGUCUUCUGUUAUUUCAGUAAAGAGGUUCAAGGUUAUUUAAAGUCAUCUUGCUGUAGAAAAAAUGGCCGCCACAACAACCAAUGGCGGUCUCUUACCUUGACAACAAACGUGCCGAUAGCAGAGCCUAAUCGCACUGGAUUAGCGAAUGGUAGUGGUGACUCGCAUCACAUGAUUCCACUUCAGUCAACUGAUCACAAAUAUCGAGCCGCCAUUGAUGAAAAGCAAACAGAAAACCUCAUGAAAAAAAAGGACACCAACGAGAUUUCUGAAUCCAUGGAGGGAGAGUUUCUGUUGUACCAAAAAUAA